GGUCGUUAGGCUCGCUCUGCAGUCGGCCGUGUCGCACGACAGCGCCUGGCUCGGACGACGGCCGCCGCUCUGAGACUCUGCUCUGAAGCUCUCCGCCUCGACAUGGCUCGGGCACCGACGGUCGACGGGGCGACAAGCUCGUCCCGCUCGAGCGGCUCUCAACGCCAACCAGCCAUGCGGACGGCCAAGUGGUACAUGUGCGUCUUCCUGGUGGCGUUCCUCUACUUCUACGUGAUGCUGAUCAAGCAGGUGCGCGGCGCCGAGCUGCCCCCGAGUGCCGAGGCCCGGCAGGCCGGCGGCCGCGCGCCGCCCGACUACGACCCGCAGUUCUCCGACGGCGAGACGGACGCCGUCGGCUUCAGUUACCACGACCACGAGCAGCUGACUGCCUACUUGCGCCGUAUCUCGACCGAGUACCCUGAGAUCACCGCCCUGUACUCGGUCGGCAAGUCCGUGCAAGGUCGUGACCUCUGGGUCCUGGUGGUGUCGUCCUCCCCGUUCGAGCACAUGAUCGGCAAGCCCAACGUGAAGUACGUCGGCAACAUUCACGGAAACGAGGCGGUCGGGCGUGAAGUGCUGAUACACCUGAUCGAGUACCUGGUGAGGCGUCACAACUCGGACCCGUACGUGCGCUGGCUGCUGGACAACACGCGCGUCCACAUCAUGCCCUCGAUGAACCCGGACGGCUUCGAGGUCAGCCGCGAGGGCGCCUGCGAAGGCGGCCAGGGCAGGUUCAACUCCUUGAGCUACGAUCUGAACCGCAACUUCCCGGACUACUUCAAGACCAACAACAAGAAGUCGCAGCAGGAGACGGAUGCCGUCAAGGAGUGGAUCAACAAGAUCCAGUUCGUGCUGUCAGCUCAGCUGCAUGGCGGCGCCCUCGUGGCCAGCUACCCGUUCGACAACACACCCAACUCCAAGGACGGUAAUGCGGUGCGAAAGGAGCCGGUGUUUGGUCGGCAAGGACGCGCCUGGUAUGAUCCGUUCCUGCAGCCCCUCCAAGCGGCAGUGUCGGAACCUGUCCGAGUCCUGCGCCAGUUCAGCAGCACCGAGUCCCGCUCGCCGGAUGACGACACCAUGCGCCACCUGGCCAAGGUGUACUCGUUCAACCACCUCAAGAUGCACAAGGGCGCGCCGUGCCCGGGGAAGCUGGGCGCCGACCGGUUCAAGGACGGCAUCACCAACGGCGCCAAGUGGUACCCGCUGACUGGUGGUAUGCAGGACUUCAACUACGUCUGGCACGGCUGCAUGGCGCUGACGCUGGCGCUCUCUUGCUGCAAGUACCCGCCGGCCUCCCAGCUGCGCUCCUUCUGGCACGACAACAGGAAGGCGCUGGUGAAGUUCGUGGCCGAGUCGCACCGCGGCGUGCGCGGCUUCGUGACGGACCGGAACAACAACCCAAUCGAGGGCGCCGCGCUCAAGGUGCAGGGCCGCAACGUCGGCUUCCAGACCACGCAGCACGGCGAGUUCUGGCGCAUCCUGUUGCCGGGCACCUACGUCAUGGAGGUGUUCGCUGAGGGCUACUACCCGCGCGAGCAGCAGUUCUCCGUGCGCGAGGAGUACCCGACUGAGCUGACCAUCGCCAUGGACAGAGUGCCGGACGUGAACCGGCAGGACUUCACGCAGCCGCCGAUCGCGCCGCCGCCGCCCACGCCGGCGCCGUCCGGAAUCGGUGGCCUUUGGACCCGCAUCCAGGGCGGUUUCCAGAGCCACGUUAAGUGGUGGCGCUCGAGGCGGACUAUGUUCAAGUUCCACUCCGUCCACGGGUCCCACGUGUCGCUGGAGAAUGAUGACACUUGCGCCUCGCGCCGCGAGGGCUUCUGCAACGGUAUCACCUUCAGCUCUGGCCCGCUGUUGCGCGGCGAGCAGUACCACCUGCGGCUGACCCAGGUCACCGACUGGAACGGCGCCGUGCGCGUGGGCGUGACCUGGCACGACCCGGCCACGCUCACCUCGCUGCCGCGCUACUCCUUCCCCGACCUGAUCCGGCGACCCGGCUUCUGGGUGCGCACCGUGCGAGAGCAGCACCUCCGAGACGGCGCCAGGGUGCACUUCUGGCUGACGGAGGAGAGCGAGCUGCACGUGUCGGUGAACCAUCGCCAGGUGACGCGGCUGGCUACCGGCGUGCCGGCCGACCGGCCGCUCUGGGCCCUCAUCGACGUGUACGGCAACACGCAGGCCGUCCAGAUCACGUGCGACGAGCCGGAGGAGAUCGAAGAGGAGUACCAGACUGCCAUCGCUCGCAACGUGGUGCGCGAGCUGCUCAAGGACAGGAAGUCCCGCGAGAUGGCCAAGCUGAAGAACCGCUCGUCGUCUCGCUCUUUUUCCAGCACAUUCAGGGUGACGGACGAGGGGGCGCUGAAGGAGCUGCCGGCCGACAUCGGCGCCUGCGGCUCUCAACGCCAACCAGCCAUGCGGACGGCCAAGUGGUACAUGUGCGUCUUCCUGGUGGCGUUCCUCUACUUCUACGUGAUGCUGAUCAAGCAGGUGCGCGGCGCCGAGCUGCCCCCGAGUGCCGAGGCCCGGCAGGCCGGCGGCCGCGCGCCGCCCGACUACGACCCGCAGUUCUCCGACGGCGAGACGGACGCCGUCGGCUUCAGUUACCACGACCACGAGCAGCUGACUGCCUACUUGCGCCGUAUCUCGACCGAGUACCCUGAGAUCACCGCCCUGUACUCGGUCGGCAAGUCCGUGGCAAGUGCGAAGUCAGGUCGUGACCUCUGGGUCCUGGUGGUGUCGUCCUCCCCGUUCGAGCACAUGAUCGGCAAGCCCAACGUGAAGUACGUCGGCAACAUUCACGGAAACGAGGCGGUCGGGCGUGAAGUGCUGAUACACCUGAUCGAGUACCUGGUGAGGCGUCACAACUCGGACCCGUACGUGCGCUGGCUGCUGGACAACACGCGCGUCCACAUCAUGCCCUCGAUGAACCCGGACGGCUUCGAGGUCAGCCGCGAGGGCGCCUGCGAAGGUGGCCAGGGCAGGUUCAACUCCUUGAGCUACGAUCUGAACCGCAACUUCCCGGACUACUUCAAGACCAACAACAAGAAGUCGCAGCAGGAGACGGAUGCCGUCAAGGAGUGGAUUAACAAGAUCCAGUUCGUGCUGUCAGCCCAGCUGCAUGGCGGCGCCCUCGUGGCCAGCUACCCGUUCGACAACACACCCAACUCCAAGGACGGUAAUGCGGUGCGAAAGGAGCCGGUGUUUGGUCGGCAAGGACGCGCCUGGUAUGAUCCGUUCCUGCAGCCCCUCCAAGCGGCAGUGUCGGAACCUGUCCGAGUCCUGCGCCAGUUCAGCAGCACCGAGUCCCGCUCGCCGGAUGACGAUACCAUGCGCCACCUGGCCAAGGUGUACUCGUUCAACCACCUCAAGAUGCACAAGGGCGCGCCGUGCCCGGGGAAGCUGGGCGCCGACCGGUUCAAGGACGGCAUCACCAACGGCGCCAAGUGGUACCCGCUGACUGGUGGUAUGCAGGACUUCAACUACGUCUGGCACGGCUGCAUGGAGCUGACGCUGGAGCUCUCUUGCUGCAAGUACCCGCCGGCCUCCCAGCUGCGCUCCUUCUGGCACGACAACAGGAAGGCGCUGGUGAAGUUCGUGGCCGAGUCGCACCGCGGCGUGCGCGGCUUCGUGACGGACCGGAACAACAACCCGAUCGAGGGCGCCGCGCUCAAGGUGCAGGGCCGCAACGUCGGCUUCCAGACCACGCAGCACGGCGAGUUCUGGCGCAUCCUGUUGCCGGGCACCUACGUCAUGGAGGUGUUCGCUGAGGGCUACUACCCGCGCGAGCAGCAGUUCUCCGUGCGCGAGGAGUACCCGACUGAGCUGACCAUCGCCAUGGACAGAGUGCCGGACGUGAACCGGCAGGACUUCACGCAGCCGCCGAUCGCGCCGCCGCCGCCCACGCCGGCGCCGUCCGGAAUCGGCGGCCUUUGGACCCGCAUCCAGGGCGGUUUCCAGAGUCUGUUCGGCUAGAGCUGCCGGCUCCAGCGGCGUCAGCGGAGGCCGCCGCGGGCAGCGAUGUCCCCUGUGGUGCCUUGCGCGGCUUCAGCUCGCGCGCGACUCUGGGCGGUUCGUCGAGUGAACAUCUCAUGCGAGGGACAUGAUUGGGGGGAUUGCUUGAGACAGCUGCGCGGCGGACAUGUGGUGGAGCACGCACGCGCCUGCUUGUGCAGGGGGGGGGGGGAGGGAGCGUUCGUGUACGGUGCGUCUCGUCUUGGAAGGACUGUUACUGUUGUUGAGCGAUGCUGCGAUCAGUGAUACGUUUCUGUGGACGAGGAGUGUCGUGUGGUUGACCAGCAAAACUUGUUGAUAGAUUGUUGUGCUAUUCAUGGGAGAUAUGCUGCGCUUGCAUGCAUGCAUUGUUUUGCCCCUAGAUGUGAUGAUGCUUUCGGAUCGUUAUCUUCGCGCCGUUUAAACGGAACACGACUAUUGCCGAAGUUGCGGUCACCAUGGUUGUUAGUUGUUAGUGACAGCGCAGUAAGGCGAAUAGCCCACUCCCUGUCGAGACAUAUAUUUCCAAGUCUGUUGGCAUAUGUAACGGCCACUUUUCCGACCAAUGUCAGUAGUAUUUCAUCCGUCCCAACUGUCUUCCAGUCUGAACAGGGUCGCCUUGAUAGUGUACAGAACUCGAACAAGCUCUUAGAAUACGAUAACGGCGACUUAGUCUAAGAGGCUUCAUUUCUGACUUGUUCAUCAUUUUGUGUGUCUGAACAGUGGUAAAUAUAUAAUAUUUUAUGCU
Molecule: messenger RNA, 4738 nt
Organism: Pollicipes pollicipes
Lineage: Eukaryota; Metazoa; Arthropoda; Thecostraca; Pollicipedomorpha; Pollicipedidae
Exons: 27
Coding region: 103-3972 (1289 amino acids)
Biological process (GO): protein processing; peptide metabolic process
Molecular function (GO): metallocarboxypeptidase activity; zinc ion binding
Source: RefSeq, a predicted model, not a curated record